GGGACACGGGAACGGCGGUGCUGAGGGCUGGCGUGACCCAUCAGUGCCAAACGGGAUGAAUCCUUCAGGCAUGAAAUACAUUCCAGUCUCUUCCCCACACACUUACACCACAAAUAACAUCCAGGUCCCUCCAAAAAUCCUGGUGCCGCCCGUUUUCCAGCCUGCCAGCUGGGAACUGGGAAGGAGCUCUGCCUCCAGCCUGGAGGGCUCCCGGGAUUCUGACCCGGAGGGCCUGGAGAAGGAGCAGCAGCGGCUGGCCCUGCAGCACAGCAUCCCGCAAAACCAGGAGCUGCUGGGGCAGGAGGCUGGUGACAUCCUGGCGGGUGACAGCGUGGAUGAGGACAGCUUGGAGGAGAUCAGUUCUGAAGAGGCAGGAGCUGAGUGCGACACCAAAAACAAAAGAAAACCAAGGAUUUAUGGCAGUGGAAGGAAAAAACUGCCUGUGGACAAAUAUUCCAGCCUGAGGUACAAUCCUCAUUGGAAGAAUGCAAAAAAUGGAGAUUUUUUUGAGGCAGAGAAGGCAUCCCAAAUUUUUGAAGGAAGCAGCGGGGACUUUUCACUGGAUUCAUUUUACCUCCAUUCUGAUGGCUCAGAAAAUAAUGAACAGGAGGCAAAGACCCAGGAUGCACUCCCAGAGUUUGGUCCAGAAUUAUUCACCUUUUAUGGAGCAAACGUGGCCAGCAACAAACCUGUUGGGCCACAAGCCCAAAGGGAGGAACCUGAAGGUGGAUUUCAUUCCAAAAAUAAUCCUGCCCGUGCUUUUCCUCCUCAGAACCAGCAGGACCCACCCCAAAGAGCAAAAAAAAACUUUGUGAGAAAAAAUAAACGGACUUUGGGGUUACAGUCAGAGAGGAUUAAUUCCUAUCUUGAGCUGCACAAUAAAAAGCAGCAAGUUCUUCAAGGGCAGGUCACACAUCCUCCACCAGCUGAAGAACCACUCCAGAGUGUCCCAACAUUCCAGACUGGGAAAAUGAAGCCUGAAGACAAAUGGUACCCAAAAGGACAGCAGCUCAAGGAGCAGCAGAGGUUCCUGCAGAGACACAAGGCAGGCUCCAGGCAGCCCCUCAGGGGCAGAGCUUUCCCGAGGGGCGAUGGCCGGGAGCCCCCAGGAGCGGCAGCAGCAGAGCCCUGGAUCCAGAGGCAGCAAACCCCAAAAUUCCAGGCUGCUCCCCCUGCAGCCCAGGAGCCCAGCUCAGCCCUCAGUUCUGCUCUUGGCCCAGCAGAAAAACCCCAAAGUGGCCUCAAUCAUCUCCCAGAUUCAACCCUUACCACGCCUGCCUAUCAUUUCCUCCCAAUAUUCCAGAAUUUUUACCCACCAGAGGUUUUAAAUCCUGAAUAUCCCAGUAAGGAGGACAAGAAAUACCAGCACGACUCUCCAGCUGGAAUUCCACAUCAAUUCCCAGCCAGUGCCAUCCCUGGGCAGCAUUUUUCCAGGAAUAACAGCAGCAGUGGCCAGCCACAUCCAGAACUGGAGAAUAUUUCAUCUGAUUUUAAUGCAAUGUUUCAAGAAAGGGUGAAGGAUCAAGCACUGCUUCCAGAUUUCAAAAAUCAUAUUCAUGAGGAUAACAGCCCACCAACAGCUGCUUGUAGAAUCUCCCAUUUGACAGAAAGGAAGGAGCAGCACCGGCCAAGAAUUUCUGAUUUUGGGGAUGAUUUUGCUGGCACGUGGCUGUGGGGUCUGUUCCCACCUGCCCUGCCCCAGGGGCAGAGGGGCUCACAGGGAGACUCAGGAAAAGCUGAAGGAAAUCCAAGGAAAAUGAAACGAAGCAGCUCAGAAGGGUCUCUCCUGCAAAGGGAAAAGCAAAACCAGCCCAAAGCCAGCAAGAAGCUGGGUAGCUCCAAAUUCUACUUCAAUCUGAGUAUGAAGCUUGGAGGCCUUGGACCUGACUAUGAAACAAUCAAAGAGAAAAAAGAAAAGCUAAAGCUGCAGAAGGAAUAUUCCAGGCAAAUUAAGGAGUAUAACAUGAGGAACAUCACUGUGGUUCAGAGGUUGCCUGCAAAGCCCCAGGUGUCUUCAGUGGCCAGGCAGAAGGCUCUGGAAUAUGCCAAGAAGAUUCCAAGACCAAAGACCUUCAUAGCGAGGCAAUCAGAGCAGGAGCUGAAGGAGGUUCUGCCCCAGGCUCCAGCUGGAACCAGCUUCCCCAAAAUCCCUUCCCUGGAGUCUUUGUGGAGCAGGCACGAGAAGGAGAAGGAGGUUGUGGCUGCUUUUGAAGCCCUUCACAUCUUGUAGGUAUUUGGGAAUCUCAGGGAUCAAGGCAAAAAUGCCUCAAUUGUUUCAUUUUCACAUCACAUCUUCAUUUCCCAGUCCGCUGAAAUUUAAACUGGCUUAAGUUUAAUUAUUUUUAAAUGUUAGAAUUGGU
This is a messenger RNA of Passer montanus (Eurasian tree sparrow), 2360 nucleotides long. RefSeq names its product junctional cadherin complex regulator (gene JHY). NCBI's taxonomy places the organism in Eukaryota, Metazoa, Chordata, Aves, Passeriformes, Passeridae. The record is from RefSeq and is a predicted model, not a curated record. The transcript has 10 exons. Gene Ontology annotation, biological process: axoneme assembly. The coding region runs from base 56 to 2230 and encodes 724 amino acids.